Penicillium manginii is the source of this 1497-nucleotide messenger RNA. RefSeq names its product glycosyltransferase. The coding region runs from base 1 to 1497 and encodes 498 amino acids. Gene Ontology annotation, molecular function: UDP-glycosyltransferase activity. The record is from RefSeq and is a predicted model, not a curated record. Lineage: Eukaryota; Fungi; Ascomycota; Eurotiomycetes; Eurotiales; Aspergillaceae. The transcript has a single exon.
AUGGGCCCUGGUCCGACAUCUGAGCAACUGAAUGAUCACUACCGGCGAAUGCAAGCCUGGGACGUUCGCAAGGGCAUCGAGCCAACAUUUAUUUCCAAAUCCAUGUUCGAUUCUUAUUGGCCUCAGACAUAUGACGGCCUCAAAAAGAUUAUCGAAGAUCCAAAGACACGUCCAACCAUGAUUGUGGCAGAUUUCUUCGUGGAAGCUGCCAAUGAUAUGCAUGUCGAGUAUAACAUACCAAUUGCCAUUGUCUGUCCGAACUGGCCACCGCUACAAUUGCCCUGCCCUUAUAUUCCCGGUCAGCCGGGGUUUCAAUUGCCUGGUACUAUGACCUCAGAAGAUGCUUCAAUGUGGCUACGUUUGAAGAAUGAAAUAAUCAUUUUGCUUGAUUUACCAGCUAUCAUGAGGCUCUUCAGUCGUACUAGACAAAUGCGUGAACAGCAUGGCGUUUUCCGUCCAAUUCACAAGCCCAAGAAGCCGGACUAUCUGAUAUUUGUCAACUCCUUUGUUGGUCUAGAGAUCCCAAGGGACCUACCUCCUACUUGCGCUCCAGUUGGUCCUCUAUUGAGUCCUAUCUGGGAUCCUUUGGAUUCAAAGUGCGAAGGAUUCUUGUACAGUCGCAUAUCCGUUCUUUAUAUUGCUCUUGGCACGCACAUCAUUCUUCCCCAUGAAGAUGUAACCAAAAUUCUGAUUGGAGUGGGUCGUCUGAUGGAGGAAGGACUUGUCGACGGUGUGAUAUGGGCUAUCCCAAAAACAGGCCGGCAUGAUAUCGAUACCAGCCGGCGUUUCAAUACGACGAUCGAAGGUAAAAUGGCGGAUAUUUCGCUGGCAGAUAUGCUAGCAAACAAGCACCCUGACUGGAUGUUCCCUUUUUUUGCUCCACAGCGUGCCAUCCUCGACCAUACGUCUACGAGGCUCUAUUUUACCCACGGUGGCGGUUCUAGUGCAAACGAGGCCCUUUAUCACGGAAAACCGAUGCUUUCCAUGGGAAUAUUCUUCGACCAGACCGCCAAUACAACAAGGCUUGUGGCAGGCGGUGUUGCCGAGUCUCUCGACAAAUUCACAUUUACGUCCGAUGAGAUUUAUAUGAAAUCGAAGAAGAUUCUUGACUCCGGGGAAGAGGGACUUUACGGACAGAAUGUACUACGUCUCCAACGUAUCGCCCAUGUUGCAGCGCGUCGGAAAAGCCACGCUGCAGAUCUGAUAGACGAGGCGAUGUAUGACAAUGAGCUACGAUUCGAUCAAAACGGCAGAGAACUACGUCCGAUGCAUCUGCAGACGGCAGACUCACGCAUGUCUGCAUGGAAAGCCAAUAAUUGGGAUCUUUGGACUGUUAGUGCUUUUGGUUUGGUGGUUGUAGUGGGAUCAAUGGGAUUUGUGGCAAAGCAAUUUUGGAACCAUCGAGAGUUUAUGGUCGGUAAACUACUUAGACUACACUGUCUCGUUUCUGGGGGAUGGAGGAUUGUCGAAACGAAUCUUGUCAACCAAAAUAUUUAG